UUCAAUCAUAGACCAUAUUGGGCAAUGAAAUUAAUAUUUUGUCUUUGUCGUUUGUCAGCCGGCAUAUGUUAUUAUAUUUUUUUGAGAUUGCAUAGUUAUUAAUAAAUAACCAAAUGUCUGACGAUAACAUGAUUCAUAUCAAAGGUAGAUUUUUGGAAUUGUUUUCCGAAUUGGACGAAGUUGAAAUAGAUUAUAUAGAUAAAUGGAUUUCUAGUCAUUCUUACAAGAAAGAUUUGCAAAAUAAAUCAGCACUCAAUAGUAGUGAGAAAUGUUUAAUAAAAAUUGCGAAUACCAUCAAGAAAUUAGUGCCUUUCGAAGCUGAAUUGCCAUCUGAGAACAUUGUACCACCCACUAUUGGAAACCUGGCCGACUGUACUAAGGAGUCCACCUGUCAUAUAGACGAGUUUCUUUAUGACCACAAUACAGUUGAAGAUCUCACUCAACAGGGGAAAAUUAAAAGACAUUACUGUGUGGACUGUAAUUCUCGCAAUAUCAAGGAAUUAACUCUAAUAUCACAUUCCUUGUCCAGACAGACCUUGUUGUAUAUUUUUAAAUUCCUUCUCCCAAAAGAUCUAGAAAACAAGCAAUUUCUGGACCUAGGAUCUAGACUAGGAGCAGUUAUUUAUGGGGCCUAUUACCUUUCAAAUGCGACAAACAUUGUAGGUGUUGAAAUAAAUAAAGAAUGUUGUGAUCUUCAAGAUACUAUUGUUGGUCAGUAUUCAAUGGAUAAUGACAGGAUAAAAAUAAUUAAUGCAGAUAUUUUAGACAGAAGUGAUAUAGUGCAGAAUUCUGAUAUUAUAGUAAUCAACUGUUUAGAUCAUUUUGUGAAUGUAGACAUACAUAGAGAGAUAUGGUAUUUUCUCAAAAAGCACUUAAAGAAAGGAAGUUAUGUGAUAACUGUUAGAAGUAUAGCUGAUACACUGAUUGCUCUAGAUAUGUUUGAAGAAUUAUCCAACUGGCUUAGCAUUAGUAAACCAAAUCAAAUGGAAAAUGAAAUGUUUUUUGACAUGGAAGAUUGUAAUGAGAUUUAUCUAUAUACAGUAAAUUAAAAUA
Messenger RNA from Achroia grisella, 1053 nucleotides. RefSeq lists its product as uncharacterized. The record is from RefSeq and is a predicted model, not a curated record. Bases 114 to 1049 code for a protein of 311 amino acids. NCBI's taxonomy places the organism in Eukaryota, Metazoa, Arthropoda, Insecta, Lepidoptera, Pyralidae. Gene Ontology annotation, molecular function: histone H3K79 methyltransferase activity. The transcript is spliced from 5 exons.